AUGUCAAACGUUAACGCUGCCAUUGGUCUAGUUAGCGGCGUCCUGACGAUUACUGAGUUCUUCAAGAGCAACUUCGUCGGCAUUGACCCAAAAGGCGCCAAGGUUUCCAUAAAAGCCGGUCUGGGCCUGGUUACUGACUCUACCGAUGACUGGGGAGGGAGAAUUUCGGCAGUCCAUGCGUAUAACAACGGCAACGAGUACCUUGGCGAGUCUGAUAGUGUUAGGAUUGCAGACGGAGGCUUCGAGUCUGUCAUUGUCGACCAGACAGGAGGAGGUGGACAGCCAGGGUUCAUCAGCCUUGCCAACGCUAACGAUGCUACUUGCGUACAGUGGGUCACUGUUGAGGCCAGAGACCUGCAGAAAGAAGGCGCAUGGACUGGUGACAUUGGCGAAGCGUGCGGCCAAAGGACAUUCUAUGGAAUUGAGAGAGCUGGAACUCUUCCUAACGGGGAUGACUGGAUUCCGUUCUGCACCUGGCUCGAUGCUGAUGGCACCGACGGCACCCCAAGCGCGGCGAUGAAAUUUAGAGUCGAUGCCUACGGUGAGGAUCCUCAAGGCACACUUGACAGCGGCAACGGCUGCGCUUCUACGCUUUGGGGUCCAGACCAAGCUCCCAUCGCAGCUGCUCCCGCGAAGAGGGAGACACACGCGCGCCCACUUUCGCUAAUUGAGACGUUGAUCAUGUCUGAUAUCCGCAACCAAACGGCAGAGUGGCUUUGUUCCCAGGCCCAUACUUGGGGACCCGAUUUCGUCGGUGUCGAUGGCAAGUUCUGUGAUAUGGGAAUCAAGCAACUUUCGCCUCUGUGCUCCACCGAGGACAUUGAAGGCUGUGUCGACAUUGCCGAGAACGGCAAAGCUGUCUUGAAGCGGUCUAACGUUGCGAGGCGUGAAGUCCACACCAUUCACAAGACUUAUAAGCGGGUGGCACACAACCAUUAA
Messenger RNA from Ramularia collo-cygni, 939 nucleotides. RefSeq lists its product as uncharacterized. Bases 1 to 939 code for a protein of 312 amino acids. The transcript is spliced from 4 exons. NCBI's taxonomy places the organism in Eukaryota, Fungi, Ascomycota, Dothideomycetes, Mycosphaerellales, Mycosphaerellaceae. The record is from RefSeq and is a predicted model, not a curated record.